GGUCGAGAGUAGAGUGUUAUGGAAGCUUCUAGUAGGAUAGGAUAAUGCAUCGUUGUUGGCGAGUGAACCGGUAACCUUCCAGUAACGGGACGGUCCUUACAACCAAAAGAUAAGUUACUGUAGCCUAUCUGAGAAACGUGUGUUCAUAUGAAUGAGACCACCAAGAAGUCGUUUUAAUGCAAAGACAUCCGCAAGUGGGAACUACAUGAAAAAAAAUAAUCACUAUAUAAAUAUUACCGUAGUGUUCCUGCAAUUUCUUUCAACAAGAACUUUGACUUUUUCUGUGGUAUCCUUCUCCAUGACCGACAUCAAACGACAUUGUUUUCCUUUCUAAUCUAACAUAUUUUCUUUUAUAGGAAGUUGUGUUGUGUUUUCCCAGUCAUAUUUGUUUAGUAAACUACGUCGCUCACAUAUGCUAUUAAGACUAUUAUAAUAAUGCAAAAAAAAUAAAUAAAAGAAUAUAUGUAAUCAAUCAGUAGGCUACAUCGAUGCAAAAUGAAGAUAAAAUAUGAGAUUGUGUAAACCAGGAAACAGCAUGGACAGCUUCAGUAUCCUUCAAGUCCGGAUUUAAACUGUACGUUCAGCCUCACUAAUGGCAUUUUUGGCUACACAUUUUAAACCAUCCUUCACUUUUAAAUACAUUUUAGAUACACCUUAUUAGCUGAAUCAGUUUGCAGAGGGGAAAAAAAAGACUUAAUGAUCGUCUGGAAGUGAUACAGUAAAACGAUGGGUAAUCAAUAACGGUAAAUAUCUUACAAAUUGUUGUUAUUACAUGCAAUUAGGCCUACGUAUUUUAAUGUAAGUUUAGACUAACUAUACAUCAUUCUAAAUGUUAUCUAAUAAAAUCACUGCUAAAUAAUUACUUUAUUAACCUGCAAAAAGAAUAUGUAGGCUCGAUGCACUGUUUGAAUGUCUUAUCCAUUCUUGUCAUACCUUCACAAGGUAAUUUAGUCUAUUAAUGCAUUUAAUAGUAGAUCCGAAGCCAGUCAGCAGUAGUUAAAAGGCUUUGCUUGAUUCUGUCUCGUCUUUCUUUUCUUUUCCAAUCCGCUGAGACGUUCACGGUCAAGAAAUGAAUGACCAGAUUAUCAUCAACUGAAAAAUAGAAAGGGUUGGGGGGGCAACUUUUUAAAAAUGUAAGAAACGCGAGAAGUGUAUCUUGUCUUAUUCUCUCUACUGUCAACAUUUAAAAUGCUCUAUUUCAUGUUUUUUAUAUUAUGACUGACUUAUUGUGAGAAAUAGGAUUUGUGCAUGGAUAAGAUUUGUUUUGUUUUAAAUGAAAAAACAGCAUGCUGCCGGUGUGUUUAACUCAGUGUGCCAGUGUGAAUUUAAAUUGCGUCAAUUAAGAGUUUUUUUUUAAUGAAUAAAACAUAAAAUACUCGACAUCUCCUUAUUAGUUAUUAUUGUUCAUAUUAAUAUAAUAGGGUAAUCCUAAAACUAUUUUCCCACAUUGGUGUACAGGCACGGAAUAUGAUGCACCGUUGCCAUCCAAAAUAUCCUAAAAUUGGCCUAGAUUAAAAAUAAAAAAAAGUCAGUGAAAUUUUGAUGUAAUUAAAAAAAAACAGUAGGCUAUUGUUGUAGUUGAAAAUACGGGACAGGCAUGUCGCAUUGCAAUGCCUAAAGUGCAAUAAGUUGGUCUAUUGGAUAUUUGUGUUGGUUUGUGUUACAGAUCCUAAUUGCCAUUAAAAAAAAAUCCAUCAAAUAAAAAGUAGGAGGAAACAGCAUCUGGGAAGUGAUGAGGAUGGGAAGGGAAAACAAGUAUAAUGGAAUUGUGGUGGUAUGCUCCCACCUACUGGUCAAUUCUAAUAGUCUGUCCAAGUUAUCACAUGAUAAAAUGGACUAUAAAUAACACAGAACUUUUCUUUUUUCCCUUUCAAUUUAGAUUGAAUGUUUUUAUUUUCUCUAACACUAUCUGCACACUUGAAACUCAUUAUCACAAAAUACGUGAAAACUGAAAAAUGCAACAUCAUUUGUCUGAGGUACAUGUAUUUUACUCUGAUCACAUAGUGCCAUCUGCUGUACAUUAGACACACACGUCCUGUUAAAAUGCAAAGGGUCGACAAAAUAGCAGGUGCAAACCCCUUUUUGUUAAUACUAUUAAAGACUUGAUUCAGCUUUUUGAUAAUUUUUUUUGAUGAGCAGUUUGUUGUGUAAGUUGUUCCUGAUAUUUUGACCGAUUCCUUCCUAAAUGUCAACACUUAAAGAGAGAAUAACUAAAGCACAUGUUGGGGGAAUGGUAGCUUCGGAGUGCUUUUUGGAUUCAUUGUUACAUUGUUAAGGUAUGCAUUUGAUGUUUAAAGUAUUUAAAAUGUAAAAUCUUUGAAUUUAACUAAUAUAUAUCAUUUUUAACACCCGUUCAUAUAUCUAUGCCUUUACAAAAGUUGCAAAUGAGAAUUUCUGAUACUAUUUAAAGACCAAAACUGCAAUUAAAAGUAAAAAAGAGAACCUCUUUGGCUUCAAAACGUAGAACAAUGGGUCCUUUGAGGACAAAAACCCGCUCACCUACCUGUGAAGGAUUGUAUAACCAGCACUAAAGUCUAUUUACAAGAUAAACUGGAUUUUGGGGUAUAGUUACACCGCAUAUCUAGAAUUAGCUGGAUUUCCUAUCCGAGACAGUGGCACACACAAACUCCAUUCACUAUUAAGAACAGAAUAAUCUUCAGUCUUCUGUUCUAAGAUGCAGUGAACCUAAAGAAUGAAGGCUGCUUCCAAUGGCAAUGAUACAAGAGGAUCUGUAGAUAACUCAACCCAUAUGUCAAUACUCGCUUAACUAAAAGUCCUUUCAAGCACAGCAUCAGCAAUAAUAAUAAUUUAAGACGUUAUUGAUCUCAACAGGGAAAUUAUUGUUAUUAUUCUGUUUUGCAGUGUGCACAUGGACAUCAUCAGCUCCAGAGCAUUUCCCCUGCAGCAGUUUCACUGUAGCCAGGCUAGGGGCACUCUGGUCUGUGCCACCAUCCAAGCCAGACAGACGGCAGGACGGGCAGACAGCUGCCUCUCAGACCACCGCACAUAAUGGAGGGUCUGAACAUCCAGCCCUUGGAAGAAGACAGCAUUGUUAUGGAGGAGGAAAGUGAAAACAAUAGGGAGCAGGAAGAGGGAGAAAUGGAGGCCUCAUCUCCCAUGGGUUCCACCACAGACGAGGAAACAGAGGAGGACUCCGAACCAGAGCCCCCACAGGUCAUUCGGAGGAAGGUGUCAUUCGCCGAUGCAUUUGGCCUCAACCUUGUGUCGGUUAAGGAGUUUGACGAUGCUGAAGUAACAGAGGUAGAAGCCAGCCAGUCCCCUGAGAAUGAGGCAACACACCCCUUGGAGGAGUACUACAUGUCCUGUCUGUUUAUAGUCCCCUCAUCCCCAGAGGAGCUGGAACAGAGGCUACAAGCACAGAUGGUUGAGCUCGAAAGCAUCGAGCUCCUCCCGGGAACCACCACACUCCGUGGCACCAUCAGGGUGGUCAACCUCUGCUUCAGUAAGUCUGUCUACGUCCGGAUGAGCCUGGAUCGCUGGACGAGCUACUUUGACCUGUUGGCGGAGUAUGUGCCUGGAUCCAGUGAUAGGAAAACAGACAGGUUUACCUUUAAGUAUACUCUGGUACCACCCUCUGAGAGAGAGGAGCUCAGAGUAGAGGUUUGUCUACGUUAUGAAACUUCAGUCGGCACCUUUUGGGCUAAUAACAAGGAAAUGAACUACGUGCUGUUCUGCUACCAGAAAGGACAUGUAAAGGAGCAUGGGCCUCUAGUGCAAGAGGAGAGUAGCAGCUACAGGAGCAAGAGGAGCUGUCUCAAAGCCAAGCGGAGGGCAAGAGUAGAGGAAAAGACCAUGGAGACCAGGGACACAUCACCAGCUGCUGCAGAAGCUGAGGCCACACAUGAAGCAGAGGAGGCUAACAGAAAGGACAGCACCGCUAUACAAUCACUACUCUACCACGAAGAACACAAACCCUUGGUGGAUAGCAUAAAAAGCAGACACAGAGCAGAACGUUUGGCACGUGUGAAGGACUUCCUCUCCGAAAGGAGGCAGCAAGUACCAAAGGCUUAUUCACAUGACUCAGCCAAUGGCCAGAAAGUUUCUCAGCCUUUGCCAACUCCGUGGGGUGACUCUUCCAGCUUUUCCCAUAAAUGCCAAAAGAAACAAGCCAACGAGAGUCCACAGGUGCUCACCUACCACCAGAUUCCUCUGCUUACACUGGACUGGAACAAUGACAGAGCCCAUCAGUUGUGGGCUGCUGAUAUGCAUGACGUCUGGCCUGGAACAGCUAAAAAGACCUUGUCAAAAGCGUCAGAGGAACAUAUAGAAGAUUCACCUUCUGUCAAUGAUAUGUGGGAGACCUUUCGUAACGGUACAGAUGAUACCACCGAUAAAGAAACCUCGGUGUGCGAUGUAUGGCAGGCAUUUCUUAAUGGGCCGAGCUGUACGGACCAUUCUGGUGUUCCAGAGUCAGAGUGGCUGCAGACAGCAGCAUCUGUGUCUCCCUCAAAUGAUAAAGAGCCCAAUGCCCAAUAUGCAGCAAGCAGUGAAGAGUAUGAAAUUCAGGUGGGCACGGAUACACCCACCACCUUACAUGCACACACCUCAGCUGUAUGUCAGCCACUGUCAGCCACUAGCAAAAUAUCAUUGGCUAAUGUUACCUUGAACGUCGAAAACCACCAGCCAGCAGAGGCGUGUGUCAGCAGCCCAAGAAAUGACACAGCGACACAAGAUGCAUCCCAAAGGUCACAGACAAACUCUGUAACAGACACUCCGCAGGAAUUUUGCCUCAAGAGGGCAACAGCUGUGUCCGAGGGCUCUGUUGACAGUUCAACUGAGUGUCACAAGCAUGCGAUCUGGGAGCAGGAAAGUGAAGGAAUAAUAGGAAGAGCAGAAGGAAUAGGAAGCGAUGAGCCCUUCACAUCACACACAGCUGACUUAGUAACAAGCUCAGGGGAGUCACAGACAACAGACAUGACAGCAAUGCCAGAGUCUCAGAAUGCCACCGCUGUUGAUAGCAUCUCACAGGGAGCAAGGCCGGAUCAGGGUCUUUCUUCCAGCAGGAAAGGGGAGGUUACAGGUACCGCACACAAUGUGACGGAUGACACGCUGGCAUUUGGGGGGACAAUCAGAAAGGGGACAAAGGAUGUGGAGAGGUUUGUCUUUUCCACAUCCAGACAAGGGGUGGAGGAAGGGAUCAUGAAUGAAUGUACAGAAAACAAAGUAUCUACAGAUGAGGAGAUAUUUAGGCCACACAAAACAGAAGAGUGUGAAAUCUCCCAGUGGUGUGCAGAUGAAAAGAAACAUGAGGAAUCCAGGCUGAAGCAAAACCGUGAAAAUCCAUUACAGGAGGAUGAGAGCAAUGAAAAUGAAAUAAGACUUGCACAGACAAAUGCAAAUGAAUCCAAUCCAAGCCAAAUGUCUGAGGAAAAUGUCAAGCAAAGCCAAAUAAUUCCAAGUGAAUUCAAAUUGGAUGAAUCAGAGAGCGAAUUUGUUGCAUCAAAUAACAAAAACUUGGAAGUAUUCAAAAAGACAGAGGUGGAACCUUCCUAUUGUACGACAAGCGACAAUGAAACAAAGAGACCAACUGGUGCAGAAGUGGGAACUGUUCAGGUAUUAAACGAGGAACAUAAUGACAAAGCUUUACAACGCAAUUCAUCAUGGCAGAGGAGAAACACAGCAAUAAUUUCCAAAGUACUUAAUAAACAGUCAAGGCCAAUCAAAGCAGGAGAAGAGGUGCGCAUUCAGAAAGAGGAGGAUGACUCAACACUGACACAAAUACAGGAAAAUGUACUGAACUCUGAAAUAGGUCAACAUGCAUUAGUCUCAAAUAUGACUGAGGAAGGAAAAAGCUUGAGUUGUGAUAGAAUAAUUGAGGAGCAACAGGAAAUAAACCCAGCAGCACAGAUAAGACACAACGUGGAAUCAAGGGAAAUGAAAAAGGUCUUCCAAGUUGGCCAAUAUACAUGCAGGCCUUUUCCAACAGAUAAAUGCAACAACAAAAACCCCAUGGAGGUGGUAGAAAUGAGAUGGCCCCAUUCACGGGAUGAUAUGAAGGGUCAGAAAGAGGACGUAGGCCCUAAAAUAAGCCCAGAAGUAGUUACGGCGAAGAAGAACUUUGCAAAGAAAGACACUUCAACAGAACUUCAACACCAACCUGAGACAUUAGAAAGAACAGAGGAAGGUAUGAGUCAGAGAGACAAAGAUGAGAGGGUGAGUAUUGGAAAGCUGAAAAUAGAAGUGCUGGGGGAGUUGAUGGGUAAUGUGGAGAACCCUCAGUGGGAGAGGAGGAACGCACCAGCUGAAUUGAAAGGACAAGAGUUGUCAGCAGAAGUUGAGUGCUCUCCACACGUUGAAUAUAAAAAAAUGUCAGAGGGAACAAAAGGCCCCAUUACAGCAGAAGAUACUGCAGCACUUGAAGUGAUACAGUCGGGAUUGGAGGAGAUGUUCAUAGAAAGAUUUGGAGAAGAUUUGGUCAGGGGGAUUUGGGAAGAAGUGUUCGGUCAGAAAGAACGGGCCUCUAAUAGAGACACAGAUAUUGUUGAUGGAAUGGAGGGCAAGCUGGCAGAUGUACCUGAUAUUACACAAGAUUGCCAUCCUCUUUUUGAGAAAGACUUCAAUGAUGCUUUUGAUUCAGGCAUAUUUUCCUUGACAGAACUACCAACAGAUCAAAAUCUAAGUCUCGGUCAAGGCCUAGAGCAAACCGUAGCCACUAGGAGCAAGGAAUACUCCCCAAAGGAGAGUCAGUCACUCACCACAGCAGAAGAAACUCACUUCCUCUCAGAAUCACAGACAGAUUUAAAUUCAAGUGUUCAUCUCGGCCAAGAUCUCACCCCCAUUUUGGCUGCUCAGUCGUGGACUGAAUCAGCCCAAAGCUCUCCAAAGGAUCAGGAAGACUUCACUCAAAUAAAAGAAAGAUCAGUCACCCUUCAGGAGACUGGUAGACAAAUAGAAGACUGUAUAGUCGCCCACAGGGAGAGUUUUAGUCGAUCAGUCCACCCAUCUCACAAACAUCUGAGUUCGUACUCUGACAAAUUAAAAGAGUCCGAUAGUGUUGUAUGGGGGAGUGUGUUAUACACUCUCAGUCACAUCACCAGACUUCUAAUUGUUGGAUUCUUCUUCAUUGUUUUCCUGUAUGAUUUCCCAGCAUUCUUUGCUCUCUACGUAUUUUCAUUGUGCUGGUGGUUUUACAAGUGGAAGAGACAUCGAGUGGCGACAAACAAGGGGAUGGUGGGAUAGGCCGAGAGUGCUGUGGGUAGCAUUUUUAAACAUCAGUACAUCACUGUUAAAUUAAUUGUAAUGCCUUCAUUAUCUUUAUACUGUUUAUUCAGACUGGUGAGACCAUUGUGAGGAUGAUUUGAGGCUACAAGAACAGGUGCGAUAAAACAAAAUGCUACACAUAUCACUUGUAGUGUGUGUUUGGCCGUGUGUUUUUAUAUUUAGCUGUUUCUAACUUAUUGUUUAGUUUAGUGCAGUGGUUCCCAACUUUUUUCCACCUGUGACCCCUUCAAACAAAGCAGUGUCUACUUGUGACCCCUUGUCACUUGUUGCAAGUCUACCGGUUAUAACCAGUUCAGCCAAAGAGUGUUUUCGUUAGUGAAUUUCGAUACAGUAGAAAUGUGUUUUUUCCACUUUAUUCCUCUCCUGUUAUGUCUUGUGGCCCUUUACAUUUUUCUUGCGACCCCUUGUGGUGGUCCUUAACCCAGAAUUGGGAACCACUGAUUUAGUGAAUAAGAAGAGGUUCUGUUUUUGUUCAUCAAAUCAACAAACAAAUCUAUCUUUUAAAAUAAUCUUGAAAAUAAUUUGAGCAAUUCAACAUUAGAAUUUAAAUAAAGUACUAGAUUUUUUAUGGGAAAGCACCUGUUGUUGAAUGUGUUGAUUGAGUGUAAACAAUUAUGUGUAUGUGUGCAUAUUUGCAGUGUUUACGGGCCCAAUACCACUUUACAAUGCACCAAACGUGAACAAAGUGUGUAUGUGUUUGAUGCUUGUAGACAAAGGAUGUCUGUAACAGUGGGGCAUUGGAGAUUUGAAACAUUUCUCUUUCCUUGCUUUUCUUCAAUAAAAGAGAAACAACUUUUAA
Molecule: messenger RNA, 8041 nt
Organism: Perca fluviatilis (European perch)
Lineage: Eukaryota; Metazoa; Chordata; Actinopteri; Perciformes; Percidae
Gene: ppp1r3aa
Product: protein phosphatase 1, regulatory subunit 3Aa
Exons: 5
Coding region: 3010-7200 (1396 amino acids)
Biological process (GO): regulation of glycogen biosynthetic process
Cellular component (GO): protein phosphatase type 1 complex
Molecular function (GO): protein phosphatase 1 binding; glycogen binding
Source: RefSeq, a predicted model, not a curated record